AUGCGCCGUGCAGCUGCAUCCUCACUUCCCCUCCGCAUAGUGGGCGCAUCGCUCAACGGCUCUGCCGCCCGAACCCGAGGCAUCACAGACCAGGCCCGCUGGAAGGUUGCGUCCGUUACCGAGUAUCCUUACGCAACAAACCGGAAAUGGGGGCCAGAGGAGGACGGCUUCGGCGGUAGCGACAGCAACAGAGGGAAACAGGGGCAGCUGCAAAAGAUGAACACGGCCCGAUACAAGAAUACGACCGCCGAGUCGACAACGGCAUUUUGCGCAACGACGAGCAUCAGAGGGGCAAGUAUCAUUCAGAGCCUCCAGCACCUCCACGACGAGCUGGUCAACUACCAUGCGCCCGAAGUGAAGCAGCCGACUCUCGAGUCCAUCAAGCCCGCAAAGUCAAUGUUCGGAUCCUGGUUCGGCGGGGGAAAGGCUGCCGAGGCUGCAAUAGGAGCGAUCCCGAGCAACUUGCCCCGCGGGCUGUACCUCUUUGGCGAUGUCGGUAGCGGCAAGACGAUGCUCAUGGAUCUGUUUUACGACACGCUGCCGAGCUCAGUCAAGACCAAGACGCGUAUCCACUUCCACAACUUCAUGCAGGAUGUCCACAAGCGGCUACACAAGAUGAAGAUGCAGCACGGCAACGACGUCGACGCCGUUCCCUUUGUGGCAGCGCAGAUCGCGGCGCAGGGCAACGUUCUCUGUUUCGACGAGUUUCAGUGUACCGACGUGGCAGACGCCAUGAUUCUGAGAAGGCUACUAGAAGCGCUCAUGUCACAUGGCGUCGUACUGGUCACGACAUCGAACCGACACCCCGACGAACUCUACAAGAACGGCAUCCAGCGAGAAUCCUUCAUCCCCGCGAUCAAGCUGCUCAAGAGCAGGCUCCACGUCAUCAACCUGGACUCCCCGACAGACUACCGCAAGAUCCCGAGACCGCCCUCGGGCGUGUACCACACCCCGCUCGACGCGCACGCGACCUCCCACGCCGAGAAGUGGUUCCGCUUCCUCGGCGACCCGGAGAACCCGGAGCCGCACCCGGAGGUGCAGAACGUCUGGGGCCGCGAGAUCCACGUGCCGCGCGUGAGCGGCCGCUGCGCGUGGUUCACAUUUGACGAGCUCAUCGGCAAGGCCACGUCGGCGGCGGACUACCUCGAGCUGGUGCGCAACUACGACGCCUUUGUCAUCACCGACUGUCCCGGCAUGACGUACCGCCAGCGCGACCUCGCCCGACGCUUCAUCACCUUCAUCGACGCCGUGUAUGAGUCGCACGCGAAGCUGGUGCUGACGACGGAGAAGCCGCUGACGGAGCUGUUCGUCUCCCGCGCCGAGCUGGAGGAGUCGUUGGAGAAGCAAGGGAAGAAGGACGAGGCCGGACAGCAGCAGAGCGGUGGUGAUACCGCGGCGGCGACGCAUCUCCUGGAGGACCUGGACCAUAAUAUUGAUUCCAUCAAGGGCAUGUCGGGCCUGUUCUCGGGAGACGAGGAGGCGUUUGCGUUUGCGCGCGCGCUGUCGCGUCUGAGUCACAUGGGCAGCAAGGAGUGGGUUGAGCGCGGUAUGGGGUUGGAGCAGCAGGGCGGCAAGAAGGAGCGCGACGACUGGGCCAAGGUCCGGAGUCGGCAGAUGGAGGACAGCAUGUAG
Colletotrichum lupini is the source of this 1632-nucleotide messenger RNA. Its product is annotated as AFG1-like ATPase. Lineage: Eukaryota; Fungi; Ascomycota; Sordariomycetes; Glomerellales; Glomerellaceae. The transcript has 5 exons. Gene Ontology annotation, biological process: protein quality control for misfolded or incompletely synthesized proteins. Gene Ontology annotation, molecular function: ATP hydrolysis activity; ATP binding. The coding region runs from base 1 to 1632 and encodes 543 amino acids. The record is from RefSeq and is a predicted model, not a curated record. Gene Ontology annotation, cellular component: cytoplasm; mitochondrion.